UUUAUACAGUUAAGUUUGCUUCAGAAUCAGCCCAACGUCUCUGCCUGAAGAAGAGAAAAUAAGCAAAACACAAGAAAAUCAAAGAAGUAUAAUCAUUUAUUUUUGUUGGAUUUACCAGGGACAGGAUUGUGACUUAGGAAGUACAAUACUGAAGACUCACAGGACAGUUCUGAAGGGGAACAAUGAGAGCUCCUUCUCUGUGGAUCCUUCUUGUCGUGUGGAUUUUUGUACAGACAGCUUCCUUUGAAGAGAAUGCUCACCAGUACGAUGCUUGUCAAAAGUGCAACUCUGAUAACUUCUGCAACUGCUCCUGGGGGACUUUAGAGAAUGUUCCACGUGUAUUGGAAAAUGUCUCCGUGUUUGACCUGUCUCACAACAAAAUCUCACAGAUUAAGGACACUGAUUUCAUAACAUAUGUGAAGCUCAAAAGACUUCUAUUGCAAUCAAAUCAAAUCCAAUCUAUUGCUGACCAGGCAUUCCAGCGCAACACACAGCUGGAGUAUCUUGACUUGUCGAAUAAUCUUUUGACUCAACUGUCGCCGAACUGGUUUAAAUAUCUUUCCAAAUUACAACACCUCAACAUUUUAGGGAAUAAAUACACAGAUUUGGGAUCAGGGGGAAUUUUCUCAAACCUGGCACAACUCAGAUGGUUAGAAUUUGGCAAUCCUUCUCUAUCUCUCCUAAAGGAAGAUGACUUUGUAGGAGUUACACAUUUGGAUGAGUUUAUUGUAAAAGCAGAGAAGUUACUUGUGUAUCAGAGAGGAAGUUUCAGUUCAUUCAGAAAUAUAAGUCAUGCUGCCUUGAGUUUGCAUGAUACAUUUCUGAACGAACCAGGCCAAGCUCAGCAGAUUCUUUUCGAUUUAUCGGGAUCCACCACCCACAUAGAGCUGAGAGACUUAGUAUUUCCCGAUAAAACAUACAAUCUGCUAUUUUCCACUGAAGGCAAUACAUUAAUAAGGAAGUUCACCUUCAGAAAUGUUUCUCUUACUGACAGUACUGUGCUUAGUUUUAUAAAUUCAAUGAAAAACACAAAAUUAUCUGAACUAGUAGCGCAAGACUGUGUGCUUUCGGGAACGGGGAAAUGGCGCAGAAUAACUUCCCAAACAAACAGCUUUCUACAAUCAAUAACAUUAAGUAACAUAUCCAUUAGAAAGUUUUAUUUAUUUUAUGAACUUUCAGGUAUUGGUCCCCUAUUAGAAUCCAUUAAAAAAGCUACAUUUACAAAAUUAAAGAUGUUCCUGAUGCCCUGCCGUGUAUCCAGAAAAUUAAAAAAUGUGCACUACCUUGAUUUAACAGACAAUUUGCUCAGUGACGGUAUUAUGCCGGAAACUCUUUGUUCAGGAGCUUGGUCUUCUGUGCGACAUCUUAUUCUGAGAAAGAAUGAUUUUAAAAACCUGUGUACAAUAAGCUCAAAAUUAUCCACACUUUCUAAUCUUACCCAUUUAGAUUUGAGUCAGAAUAGUUUUCGCGACAUAAAGACUUCAUGCAAAUGGUCUGAAAAUCUACAAUUUCUAAACCUUUCGAGUUGUGAUAUUAAAAACAUAAAAAAAGGUGUCCCUCCAAAUGUUGAAGUAUUGGAUUUAAGUAACAAUGCCAUCAGCAGUUUUGACAUUAAUGUGCCUUCUCUCAAAGAAUUAAAUGUGUCCAAUAAUAAGUUUAAAAGUUUACCAGGUGGUGGCUACUUACCAAAGAUGGAAAUUCUGAAGAUCAGCAGCAAUAAACUCACUUCACUCACAGGUGAAGAAAUCAAGGCAUUUAAGAAGCUUCACUUUUUAGAGGCUGGAAAAAAUAAUUACAUUUGUUCAUGUGAAUUCCUGUUUUAUAUGAAUAAUGACAUAACAGUGCAACUGUUGGGUGGAACAGAAAAUUAUGUCUGUGAUUCACCUCUAUUUCUCAGGGGAAUGUUUGUACAAAAUACUAAGCGCUCUUUUUUUGACUGUCACACAACAUUGUCCCUAGUCUUUCUGUGUGUUGGCAUAUGUUUGGCAGUAGCCAUUGUUGGGAUGAUGUGCUACAAGUAUCAUGGGAUCUGGUAUAUUCAAAUGAUAUGGGCAUGGCUGAAGGCAAAGAGGAAACCAAAGAAAGUGAGGAAUUAUGAUCUUUGUUAUGAUGCAUUUGUUUCUUAUAGUGAGAUGGACUCAGAGUGGGUGGAAAACUUCCUGGUAAGAGAGUUAGAAAGUGCUCAUCCACCACUGACACUCUGCCUUCAUAAGCGUGAUUUCAUCCCAGGGAAGUGGAUAAUUGACAACAUUAUUGAGUCCAUUGAGAAAAGCAGGAAAUCCCUAUUUGUUUUAUCUCAACAUUUUGUUCAGAGUGAGUGGUGCAAGUACGAGCUUGACUAUACCCAUUUCCGUCUAUUUGAUGAAAACGAUGAUACAGCCAUACUUGUUCUGUUGGAGUCAAUUCCAAAGGAGACUAUUCCUCAGAGAUUUUGCAAGCUGAGGAAACUGAUGAAUACAAAAACCUAUUUGAAAUGGCCACAGGAUGAAGUAGAACAGCCAAUCUUCUGGUUCAAUUUAAGAAUUGCAUUGCAAGGAGAUAGCACUGCAAGCUUGUAAAUAGCUUCAACAUUUUCUUCCUUUAAAGUAAACCUACUUAUAAAAUAACAUUGCCUGAACUGCUGCUGCAGUGAUUCCAGAGCUUGGGCCAACCAUUAACAUAGCGUUUAUGCGGUGAUGUCAACAAACUAAGUUGAAGGGAAUUGUCUUGGAAUUGAAAUAAAUAAUAAUAAUAGACUCCAAAUCUUUUCUGCAUGGCAAAGCUUAUUAAAUCAUUUUGUGGAUAGGCAUUCGGAACUUUGGCUUGGCAAGAUCAGAAAGGAAGAAUAAAUGAACAAAUGUUUUUGGCUUGACAAACUCACACACAUUCCUUAGUCUAAGCUAUCAAGACUUCAACACAUCUUAUUAAGUCUGUUACUGGGAGGUUUUGUAUAAAAGUUUCCUGAUCCUCAAAGUGAUCAAGGGAAACUACAGAAAUCUCUCCCAUCCCAGAAUUCUUCUAUUCAAUUGUGGCCAUCAACUCUCCACUUCUACCUUGGCCUUUGCACCACCUAAAUGCCAUCUGGAAAACUGGCAAGAACAAAUCAACAGCUUCAAAAUAGUUGAUGCAGACAUCAAAAGCUGGCAACUCAAGAGAGCCCUAAUUUGGAAAAAGAAAAGUGGUGACAGACAAAUUGUAAUUUAAGAGAAGCAAUAUACAGCAUUGCUUCACUUGGACUGAGGAAAACAAUCUAUGACUACUAGAAAACUUGAAGUGGAAGUCAAAAUGUUGAAGGCAUAAAAUUGAUUGUGCGUUUCUAGGUGGGGAGGUCUGGGGCAUGCCCCCAUGGAUAAAAAUUACAUUGCACAUUAAAAAUGAUUUUGUUCAUUUUAAAUACUUUUAUAUUUUACAAUUAACCAGCUUUUGUUUUUAAAAAAGGAAAAAUAAAUUGAUAUUUCAACUUUCAA
Molecule: messenger RNA, 3446 nt
Organism: Carcharodon carcharias (great white shark)
Lineage: Eukaryota; Metazoa; Chordata; Chondrichthyes; Lamniformes; Lamnidae
Product: toll-like receptor 2
Exons: 2
Coding region: 183-2558 (791 amino acids)
Biological process (GO): toll-like receptor signaling pathway; immune response; inflammatory response
Cellular component (GO): membrane
Molecular function (GO): triacyl lipopeptide binding; transmembrane signaling receptor activity; protein binding
Source: RefSeq, a predicted model, not a curated record